AAGUGCGCGAAGAGCAUCAGAUAUUCCAACGGACAACAACAAACGACAUUAUCAUUAACAUAAUUGAUUACUGUACACAUUUAGAGUUAUUUCGUUGUAUUUAACACCUAACUGGCGUCGUAAUGAGUCUGAAACUUGAGUCAUCAUUCAGCAUUGAAGAUAUUAUAAAGACACCAAAAUGCCCAGGCAAGGGAACAGAACCGAGACCAGGGGAGCUGUUAAUCAAACUCAGAAAUCUGCAACAAGCCAAGAAAAGCCUUGAAGAUGAGGUGAAGGAAACCAUACUCUUCAUAUCCGCUAGAAAGGAGGAGGAAGAGACCUUAACUGCUGAAGCCUUACAGUUAGAGGCAACAUUAACUGAAAAGGAAGAGUUAAAUAGAUCUUUGCAGCUCAAAUGUGAGGACAUCCAGCAAGAGGCACAAAGGCAGCUUGAGCAGAACCAUCAGAAAGAGGAACUGGUAAAGCAGUACUGCGUUCAGAUCCAGGAGACGAAACUAAAGCACAGAAAGAUUCGAAUGAAGUUUGAGAAUCAGCUUCAGCAGUUAAUGGAGCAGCAUAAAAACCUGUCUACUGUCUUUACUCCGGAAAGACUACCAGCAGAAAUACAGUCUGCUGAAUACACCACUGAGCAGCUGCUGAAAGCUGAGCAACAGAAACGGGAGCAGUUGACCAAGCUGCUGGACGGGUUAAGCCACACCCAGAAUGCAAAGAUGGACACUUAUGAAAAAGCAUGAAAAAGCACACAUUUCGCAAACUUGAGUUGAGUCCCUUUUGUUUUCCAACAAAUGCUAAUCUUACAGUAGAUAGAGAAGUUAGAGAAGCGUUUUUUUCUAUUGGGUUCUGUUCUUCUAUUUUAACCUGUUGCCAUAUGUACCGUCGUUGUGUUAUACCAUAAAAAAGUACAAACACUGAUAUAAACCUCAAUCAAAUCAUACCCAUACCUAGUAUAUAAACGUUUCUAAAUCAUUUAUUCAGAAUUUAUAAGACACAAUAAAAAAGUUUGUAAACAAGCCU
This is a messenger RNA of Pimephales promelas (fathead minnow), 1014 nucleotides long. Its product is annotated as synaptonemal complex central element protein 1. Gene Ontology annotation, cellular component: synaptonemal complex. Gene Ontology annotation, biological process: synaptonemal complex assembly. NCBI's taxonomy places the organism in Eukaryota, Metazoa, Chordata, Actinopteri, Cypriniformes, Leuciscidae. The record is from RefSeq and is a predicted model, not a curated record.